AGUGUACUCUGUCACUGAAACUAACUUACAGCAGACAAGUUUGUUGAUUCACCAUUUUUUUGUUUUCUCCUGCACUGAACACAAAAACCUGCAAUGAUGAGACGGGGAACCAGCCGCACUUCUCCAGCAAGCAGCUCCAGUGCAUACCGUUACCGCACACGAGCUGCAACCUGUCAGGUGGAUGAAUCCUUGUUUUCAACCCCAAAACUGAAGAACAAAUAUGAAAACUCAACAUUCAAGGUCAUGACCAAAGAGAGGGAGACUGUUCUGAUUAUCACCAAAGACCAAAUUCGCAGUCUCACGGUUCCAAAGGAACGUUCACAAGAGCCGUUACACCUGUCAUCAUCUCAGGUGCAGCGAAUCCUCUCAUCCUCACGGGUUCUCACAAAGACAGAGAAUGAGGCCCAGAGGCAGGCUUAUCAGAAGAAGAAAGACGAGGAAAUCACAGCUGCAGAGGUCAGGAAGCAACAAAUCAUAGAGCUGGACCUACUUCGUAAGCAGAAAAAGCCACAGACUCAAGAGGUGAUUGCAGCCCGUGACCGAACUCGGAGGUUUCUGGAGCAGGCCAACGAGCUGCGGAUGGAGCAAGAUGAGGAUAUCAAGAAGGUCAAUAGGGUCAUCCUGGAGGCUCAGUGUCAGGCCAAACGUGAGAUCCAAAUCAAUGAGAAAAAAAAGAUCCAAGCGGAGAUGGCAGAGAAGGAGAAGCAUCUCGAUACCAUGAUGGAGAUGGAGCGACGUAAAGCCGUGGGGGCCAUGGAGAAGAUUUGUGAGCUCCACAAACAGAAGCUGAAGAAUGGGAUGCUGCAAAUUUGCAGUCAAAUUCAGCAGCGUCGAGAGGAUAAGAAAUUUGUGAAUGAGAUGAAGAUGCUGGAGAACGAUCUGACUCGAGAGGAGCAGGAGAAAAUGAAGCAGGAAGACCUCAUGGCCCAGCAAAAAAAGAGGGAGGAUCAACAGCGUUUUCGGAAGGAGAUUACAAGAAUCAAUGCUGAGACCAUGUUGGCCAAAAAGCAGAGGAUAGAAGAGGAGAAGCUGGCUGACGUGAGAGAUAAAGAGUACAUCGCAAUGAAACUGAAGCAGGAGGCAGAACAAGCUGCAGAGCAAAGCCGCAUCAAGAAAUCCAAAGAGAAGGAGAUUGCUAAGUUGUUGGCUCAGCAAAAAAAAUCAAAAGACAAGAAGGCGCAGCAGGAUGAGGUCUAUGCACGAAUAGUCAAGGAAAUGAAGGACAGAGAAUGGAGGAGAAAAGAGAAAGAACUGGCUGAGAAGAAAGCACAAGCAAAAGCCAUGAUGCGUUCAGCUCAAUUGGAGCACCAACGCUCCAAAGAGCAACAAAUGCUUAUCGAGGUUGGGCGUCAGAGGAUGGAGUUUGAUAAGGUGAUGAGUGUGCAACAAGAUGUCGCCAUUAAACUGCAGGAGAAGGAGGAGCAGCAGCAUCUCAAAGCACAGCAUUAUAAAGAGGCACUGCAGCGUCAGCUAAAAGAGCGGGAGUCUUUAGGCAAAACUCAACGCAAAGAAGUCUUUAAGGGGGUUGAUAAGGAGAUUGAAGAAGCCCACCAGAGACAAAUGUGCCUUGAUAUGAUGAAAGAAAAGAAGCUAAAUGCCUUCAAGGCUACAGGAGUCUCUGACAAAUACUAUGCUGUGGUACAUAGGAAAAUCUUUGACAGGAAGGCAGUAGUCAACAAAGCUGGAACAGAAGAGAAACAGCUGAAGGCCCAGUGGCAGAUGAUGCUCUCAGGCCUACAGGCUCAAGGUAACCUGCAACAGACAACCUGCCUCUCACCUGUACCGGCCAUCUCUCUUGCAUCAGCCUGCACUUCUCAACUACAGUCCCCUCCCAGCCACCUUGUUUGUCCAACCUCUCUCUCCCUCUAACCUCGCUUUCCUCCCUCAUUCUUUCUCUGUUGUUGCUUCAGACACAGGUUUAAUCCUGGUGAUCUGUUUUGCCCAACAGUUCAUUGCAUUAAAAAACAAACAACAAAAAAAAGACAAAAUAGAGCAUUAAAAAAU
Notolabrus celidotus (New Zealand spotty) is the source of this 2004-nucleotide messenger RNA. Its product is annotated as cilia- and flagella-associated protein 45-like. The coding region runs from base 94 to 1869 and encodes 591 amino acids. Lineage: Eukaryota; Metazoa; Chordata; Actinopteri; Labriformes; Labridae. The transcript has a single exon. The record is from RefSeq and is a predicted model, not a curated record.